GUUUACUUACAUGGUGUCAGUGUACACAGCAAUAGAGCACCACUGCACCUGUUCCGCUUCCCAGACUCUCCCCUGGUCUCUCUCUCUUUUACCUGUACUCCAGACGGCAAAACAAGAGGGAUCAGAAAGGGGUCAACAUGGAUCCCAACCAGGGCAUUGGGAAUGAAAAAGACUAUGGAAAGGGGGAUAAAAAAGAAAAGGAUAAAACCAUUAAAAGAAGAAAUAAACCUUUCCUAAGAUACCUGGAGAGAAGGAGGACAGAUACUAUUGUGGAUGAUAGCGAUUGUAAAGGUGACAUCAACAUCGGGACCUUGGUGAGAAGGAGCCAUUCUGACAAAACAGAGUAUAGUGCUAAACUUAAAGAGAAAAUGUCCCCCUAUGAUCUCUCAUCACCCAGUUCCCCGUGUAUGGAUCCAGAAGAGAUCCGCCAAAGGAGGAUGAUGAAACGGUUAAAGGUCAUUGAGGAGCUGGUUAGGACAGAGGGAGAUUAUCAGAAGGACUUGGAUCUUUGCAUAAGAGAGGUUCUGCUUCCUUUAAGAGCAGCACAGGUGGUAGAUGUGGAUCGACUGUUUACCAACUUUGAGUCUGUGUGUUUUGUUUCUGCUGAGCUGCUCCAAAGACUGCAAGAUGCCAUAGCUGAUCCUGACCCUGAAACACACCUCAUAGGAGAAGUGUUUAUCCAGGCCAAAUCUGUCAUAGAAGAUGUUUACAAAAUUUACUGCUAUCAUCACGACGAAGCCAAUGCUUCACUCAAGUCCUAUGAUGGACACGAGGAAAUCCAGCAGCAUUUUAGGAGAUGUAUAUCAGCACUUAAGCAAAUAUAUGAUCAAGAAGGGAAGCCAAAUUUGCUUGAUAUGGGUUCUCUACUCAUUAAACCAGUGCAGCGUGUUAUGAAAUACCCACUGCUAUUGACCGAAUUGUGGAAUUCCACACCCACUGACCACCCGGACAACAGGCCUUUACAGGAAGCUCUGACCACUGUGAAGAUUAUAAACAUCAACAUUAAUGAGUUCAAGAGGAGGAAAGACAUUGUGCUGAAGUAUAAAAGGUCCGACGAUGAAACCUCACUGAUGGGCAAACUCAACAAGUUUAACAUGCAUUCUAUCAGGAAAAAAUCGGAACGCCUGACAAGCCACAUCAAAAUUCUCACUGGUGUUGAGCCCCAGGUGAGAGAUGAAAGGUUUGACAAGGAGGAGAAACAUUUCCGUAACCUUGAGAAAGCUGUGAGACAGCUGGUGAAAAACAUCCACUGUUACUUGCUUUUCACUCAGGAGAUGAUAUCCAUUGCAGUUCAGAACGCACAGGACCUUGAAGCUAUAACGAAGGAUCCAGACAAGAUAGACACAAACGGCUUGCAGACAAAGAAAAACGGCAAUGACCCAUAUAAAAAGUUUAAAGAUCAGAUGGAGCAUCUGGUUUUGGCUCCUCUCUCCACCCUGCUGGGAAUGUUUGCAUCUCCCCAGAAGCUUAUCCAAAAGCGCUAUGAUAAACUGUUGGACUAUUGCAGCCAGCUGGAUUCCCGGUCCUCCAAAGAAGAACAAGGCCAGGCCAAAAAGGACUAUGACGCCCUCAAUGCCCAGCUGCUUGACGAGCUGAAAUGCUUUAACCAAGCUGUAAGGACAGUUCUCACCAACUGCUUGAUUUUUAUAGUAAAAUUAAUAAGAGAGCUGAUGGAUGCAGCCCAGCCACCCAUACAUCAUCUACCGGUUCCCUUGUCAAACUUAAGUGAAGUCCAAAAUUCUAUUAUGGAAGAGUUGAGCAACCUAUCUUUUGUCAAAGAGAAUUAUCAAAAGCUGAUGGAACGCAAAGUGAGCUUUGAGAAACGGGAAAGGAAAAUGGCCCCAGAGAUUCACAGACAAACAGAAGAACACAGAACCCGGCUCCUGGAAGAGUAUCCCGUGGAUCGGUUAUAUCAGUUGAAGCGUAACUGCAAUGCCUGUCAAGAACAAGACAUCAGCCUGCUAGAGGGGGAGCUUGUGGCCCUGUUAGAAGAAAAAGACCCUAUGGGCAGCACAAGCCGCUGGCUGGUAGACACUGGGUGUACGCAGGGCUACGUGUAUUCUUCGUUCCUAAAAUCCUACAACCCCCAGCGCGAGGUGACUGAGAGAACAGAAGACUUUGACAAUUUAAGUCUGUUUGUGUCAUGCAGCAGGAGCAGUAGUACACGUAGCUUCGGUCAUAACAGCACCUCAGACAGCAUGUCUCCUCCUUCUGAACCACAGGACGAGGAGGACCCCUCUCAGGAGCAACAUUUCUAUGCAGUUUAUGCAUUCCAGGCACGUUGUGAUCAAGAGCUCACACUUCAAGAGUACCAGCAUGUUCGUAUCCUAAAAUUUUCAGACCUCAGUGGGAAUAAAGAAUGGUGGCUUGCUGAAGCUAACGGACAGAAAGGCUAUGUUCCUGCAAACUACCUUGGAAAAAUGUCAUAUGCUUAAAACAGAUAUUUUGUUAGUUUGUCUUAAUUGUCUUGUUUGUCUAUAAUAAUGUAAUUUAAAGAAAAAUAUAUUAAAACAACUUAAUCAUGAAGGUCAAUCCUGCACAGAUAUUUGCACUACAUAUGAUGCUACCAACAGUGUUUGCUUGAAUUAUAGUAAUUUACUAGAGAAAACAUAUUUUGCAAAAGCAGAUGAAAAUCACUAAUUGGUUAUUGUAUAUAGUAAUAUAAAUAUAUGAGUUUAUGUAAUAAAUGAAUAAAAAUGA
Misgurnus anguillicaudatus (oriental weatherfish) is the source of this 2700-nucleotide messenger RNA. It is a transcript of the gene arhgef38, whose product is annotated as Rho guanine nucleotide exchange factor (GEF) 38. The record is from RefSeq and is a predicted model, not a curated record. Lineage: Eukaryota; Metazoa; Chordata; Actinopteri; Cypriniformes; Cobitidae. Gene Ontology annotation, biological process: intracellular signal transduction. Gene Ontology annotation, cellular component: cytoplasm. Gene Ontology annotation, molecular function: guanyl-nucleotide exchange factor activity; protein binding.